Molecule: messenger RNA, 1307 nt
Organism: Planococcus citri (citrus mealybug)
Lineage: Eukaryota; Metazoa; Arthropoda; Insecta; Hemiptera; Pseudococcidae
Product: speedy protein A-like
Exons: 7
Coding region: 303-1076 (257 amino acids)
Biological process (GO): positive regulation of cyclin-dependent protein serine/threonine kinase activity
Molecular function (GO): protein kinase binding
Source: RefSeq, a predicted model, not a curated record
CUCGACAAGUCGUGUGUGCGCGUGUGUAAGCGUGCGUGAGUAUGGAAAUGUCCCCCUUUCAGCAUGAUAACAUGUGUUUCAUGCAUUUCACCGCCAGAGUGCAACACAUGUUCGUUGACGCCGAAUGAAACAAAACGAUAUUCAUGAAUGGAUGUUGCCGGUGUUGGCGGUGUUGCGUGUUUUGAAAUUUGAAGGAAAAAACGUGUUAUUGAAGUAUUCUUCUCUGUAAACGAUUCUCUCCUACAUUGGAGUAUUCUGUAUUCCUGUAUUUAAACUUCUGAAGAAUUUCUUUACUCAAUUGAAUGUUGGAAUUUCCUACAAGCAAAUACAUGAAUGGACAAAUAGUUUUCCCGCUCAAUACAUUAUCACUAGUUUCCAGAGCUAGUAAUUUUAUCCGAAACACAGUGAAACGAGCUUUGGGUCGUGAUGAAGAAGAUAUACUAACACCCAAACGGUUAGCGUUACAAGAUGACAAUUUCUUACAGAUACAAAAUUUUAUGAAGAUAUUCGAUGACCCUGUAAUGAGAAGUUUACUAAAAUUCGACUCGUGCAACUUGCUAGCUGACAAUUAUUUGAUUGCGAUUGCGUAUAUUUAUUUGGACAGAGCUAAAAUUCUAUUAUCAAAACACGACGUUCAUUAUUUACUUAGUGCCUUGUAUUUAGCCCACGAGGUUCAAGAAGACUUGAGAUGUUUACGUGAAAAAAUUAUACCCUGGUAUCCUGGGACUUGUACAGAGAUGAAAAGCGCCGGACUACAUUAUUUUAAAAAUAAAAUUUGGAUUCAGAUGAAUUUCAAAUGCCACGUUACUAAAAAGAGCUGCGACGAGUUGAUGAAACGCACCGCUCAAUGGGACCUUUGGAAAAGAAAACGAGAGUCGUCGCAUUCGGGAGCUUUUCGAUUUUAUCAGUUUGAAAAAACCAAAUGCAAACAUUGCUGUAAGUCGUACCAGUACAACUUGAUGGUAUCCGAUGUGAAUAAUAACGAAUUACAAGAAUCUGCCGAAAAUACCCCGGUCAGUUUCACUACUUCGGAUUGGGAAAUUGAUUCUAAUUCGGAUGAUGUUCUUUCGUCGUGAAAUUUUAGUAGUACUUAAUUUAGUUUUAAAAUUUUAAUUGUUGUUUGUUUUCGAUCUCAUUAAUUUUUUACGUUUCGUUUUCGAUUUCAAAGCCCAAGACAGCGUUAAUUUUGGCUUUUUUUUUCACUUGUGAAGUGUUAUUGUAUAAGUUUUCGUUCCAGUGAACUCUAAACGCGUGUUUUUUUUUACGAUACCUAUCAACUAAGAAAUAAAUUUUUAUUUUUAUUAUUA